CUGGCUAUGGUGUCUUAUGCUGAUGUUGUUGCUGCGCUGAAUUACGAGUUCACCAGAUACAGCAUGUCUCGGUGUAAUACUGGAGAUGGAUGGUGCGUCCAGUAGGGUUCUUUUCCAGAUACCAGAAACGAAGUAGCAAUCGGGGGAUAGACGCGCGGCGUUGACGAGCACGCAUGAUGGUCUGGGGGGAGGGGCUGACGUUGGUGCGCAUUUGUUAGAAAAACAAGCUGGGCGGGCCCUUACCACAUGCUAACUUUUCACUCCUGACGACAGCACAGGGAACGAGAGACUCGUGAUGCCUACCACAGUUGGUGGCCACAUUGAGCUGGGAGACGUCACCCCGCAUAACAUUCGGCAGCUGAAGAAGCUAAACUCGGUGGUGUUCCCUAUCGCCUACACGGACAAGUUCUACAAAGAUGUGCUGGAACUUGGUAGUAUGGCCAAGUUAGCAUACUUCAACGACCUUGUGGUGGGCGCUGUGUGUUGCCGAGUUGAGACGGAGGGAGACAAACACAGAAUGUACAUCAUGACCCUGGGCUGCCUCGCCCCCUACCGUAGGCUGGGAAUUGGCACAGCUCUUCUCAAUCAUGUGCUGCAGAAGGCCAGAGACCACGGAAACAUUGACAACAUAUACCUCCACGUUCAGAUAAACAACGAAGACGCCCUCGCCUUCUAUCGGAAGUUUGACUUCCACAGUGUGGAGACAAAGGAGCAAUACUACAAGCGGAUAGACCCGCCACACGCACACGUCCUCCAGAAAGACAUGAGAGGUUGUAUGACGGCUGCAGAACCACCAGUACCACCCGAGCUCUCGACCAACGUCACUGACACUGACUCCAUGGACUAAAACCCCCAUCCUCCCCUUCCCCCUUAAUCAUCUCCCGUAAAUGAAACAGCCUACAUAGCUCUGCAUGUGUACUGAACCACAGGUGUGUGCAGUGUGGAGGAUUGCCUUGUGUAAAGAUGUAUGGAAUUUGAAACAGUUUGUAGUGACAGCGUGGCAUGAUAUACAUAAUGCGGCUGCUUGCCUCCCUCGCCACAUAUCGCUCUGUAAGCAUAGCCCGAGUGCUCUUAUGUUCACAAGCAUGGCAUGGCUCUUUGACAAUUAUAUAUAUAUAGUA
Molecule: messenger RNA, 1121 nt
Organism: Geodia barretti
Lineage: Eukaryota; Metazoa; Porifera; Demospongiae; Tetractinellida; Geodiidae
Source: the annotation of a GenBank genome assembly